Mycotypha africana is the source of this 1214-nucleotide messenger RNA. RefSeq lists its product as uncharacterized. Bases 91 to 1113 code for a protein of 340 amino acids. The record is from RefSeq and is a predicted model, not a curated record. The transcript is spliced from 5 exons. Lineage: Eukaryota; Fungi; Mucoromycota; Mucoromycetes; Mucorales; Mycotyphaceae. Gene Ontology annotation, cellular component: mitochondrion. Gene Ontology annotation, molecular function: flavin adenine dinucleotide binding; electron transfer activity.
AUGGUAAGAGGUUUCAAAAUUUCAUUUCCCCAGGUUCUUUUUUAGUCCUUUUUUAUUCGAUUAUUUUCGCACAGUAAUUUAUACCAUAUCAUGUUCUUUACCACCACAUCUAGAAUUGCACUUCAAGCACGCAAUACACUUGCUCAACGUUUUUAUGCUACCGGAGCUGGAGCUAACGCACUUCUGUUUGUCGAGCAUAAGGACGGUGCCAUCACAGGCGCUACCUUGAAUGCUUUGACAGCUGCAAAGAAGCUAGGUGGUUCAGUUACUGCUCUUGUAGCUGGCGACGCUCCUGAGGGCAUUGUGAAAGAAGUAGCCAAGUUAUCUGGCAUUUCAAAGGUUCUGAGUGCGAAAGAUAACGCUUAUGCUAACGCUUUACCAGAAAAUAUUGCACCUCUUUUGGUGGCUGCACAAGCGCAAUUUGGAUUUACCCAUUUAUUCACAGGCCACACCGCGACUGGUAAAAAUAUCUUUCCUCGUGCCGCAGCCUUGAUGGACGUUGCUGCCAUUUCUGAUAUUGUCGGUGUUGAAGGAGAAGAUACCUUUGUCAGACCUAUCUACGCAGGUAACGCGAUUGCUACUGUCAAGUCUAAUGAUAAAGUGAAGGUUGUGACCGUCAGAGGUACUGCGUUUGAAGCCGCUAGUGCUGGCGAUGACAAUGCGGCCGAGGAAGCUGCACCCAACGCUGAUAAACCAAACUUGACACAAUGGAUGGGUGAAGAUAUUCAGAAGAGCGAUCGUCCAGACCUUGGUUCAGCCAAGCGUGUCAUUAGUGGUGGUCGUGGUAUGAAGAAUGGCGAGAACUUCAAAUUACUUUAUGAUUUGGCUGAUAAGAUGGGUGCUGCUGUCGGCGCAUCUCGUGCUGCUGUCGAUGCUGGUUUCGUUGAUAAUUCGUUACAAGUUGGACAAACCGGUAAAAUUGUUGCACCAGAGCUUUAUGUCGCUGUUGGUAUCUCUGGCGCCAUUCAACAUCUUGCUGGUAUGAAGGAUUCUAAAACGAUUGUGGCCAUCAACAAAGAUGCUGAUGCUCCUAUUUUCCAAGUUGCGGAUUACGGACUUGUUGAUGACUUAUUCAAGGCUGUGCCUGAAAUGACUGAGAAAAUUGGCAAAUAAAGCAGAGACGGUAUUAGAUAUAUCACUGACCGUUUAAUACAAUAAAGAAUUGACGUAAUAUUGAUAUUAUAUUCAUCGUAUCAGCGUGCUUUCGAUGGGUA